Argiope bruennichi is the source of this 1932-nucleotide messenger RNA. Its product is annotated as F-box only protein 28-like. Gene Ontology annotation, cellular component: nucleus. Gene Ontology annotation, molecular function: transcription coactivator activity; protein binding. The record is from RefSeq and is a predicted model, not a curated record. The transcript has 7 exons. The coding region runs from base 397 to 1644 and encodes 415 amino acids. Lineage: Eukaryota; Metazoa; Arthropoda; Arachnida; Araneae; Araneidae. Gene Ontology annotation, biological process: positive regulation of DNA-templated transcription.
UUAAAGCACUGUAGAAGCAAGUGACAUCUUAAUCUUUGUUAUUUUUAUUCUUGAAUUGAUGAGUGAUUGUGAACAUUGUAAAAUGUCAUGCAUUACAAUAAACUAUCUUUUAAACAGUGAUAGAAGCAAGUUUGAAAAACAUCAAAGUGGAUCAAUAAUGUUAAAAAUGAUUCAUACUAUUAAAAUAUAGCUUUGAAAUAUAUUGAACUGCAAAGGAAAAUCCAAAUUGUAUGGAUAUGAGGCUUUUCUUAAAAUGGUUCUCCAGGCUACAUGAAGUGCUACCUACAAAAGAGAUGAAAGAAAUACAGAAAUUUCUGAAGCAAGUAAGGGCUCUUAUGAGUAAUGAAUACAUUAUAAUUUCAUUUCUUUGAUGAGCAACUAUUUUAACAACUGACAAUGGAUAUAUCACUUAAUUCAUAUGUUUCACCUGAAAAUUCUCAUCUUGAUGAAAAUCAGGGAUCAGUACAAACUUUAGAAAAGUAUAAUCUGGAUUGUCAGCAGAAAACAGCUGGACCUCCUCUCAUAACAGACUUACCAUCUGAAGUAAUUCAACAUAUUUUACGGAAUCUCUCCUUUGAUACUAUUUCAAAACUAAGAAUGGUGUCCAAAUCUUUCAAUGAAAUAUGUUCAGCUCUUUUGAAUUCUGAAUUUAAUCAUUUACGAACUAUAAUGUUGCAAAAGUUCCAAGCUAUAAAGGCACUGAUGCCAAGAAGAGAAUCUGCUAGAAGGAAGCAUCCCUUAGCUCGAGAAAGUGAUAUCAUUGAAACAUUACAUAUGAGACUAUCCUUACUACAUAUGACCUUUGGGAAGCACAUUGAACGAAAUUAUUGUUGUUUCUUCCCUGGAGAAAUUAUUGAUGAAAUCUACAGAAUUCUAAGAUACAUGAAAGACAACCCAUGUCUUAAUCGUGCAUAUAAAGUGACUGAUGAGCUUUUUGAUUUGUCGACAAUGGCUAUGGAAUACUUUAAAGAACAUAUUGAACCAUCUCUACCCGAAAUUCCAUUCUUAGCUCAUGAUUUAUUUGAACAUUCUUUUAUUCAUCCUAAGUCAGAAUUGUCCUUUCAAGGAGCUCAGCUAUUGCUGGAAAGUACAAAUAUCAGAAAAGAAACUGAUCAACCUAAAAAUGAUGAUUCUGUAAUGAAAUUUCAGAAGCAAUUGAAAAGUACUAGAGACAUGGCAAAAAGGAACAGACGUGAUAUCAUAAAGAUAAAACAGUCCUUAAAGUGUGCUAAGAAAAGAGUCAGUACAGUGAUCAAAGAACUCCAAGAAAUCAAAUGGCAACACAAAAAUUGCAAAAAGGGUUUAUUUCCCGAAUAUUGUAGUUUAAAUGACAUUUUGUUUGACAUAAAAAGACAGAAGCAGGAAUUAUUAAAAUUAGCCUGUUUAUCAAAUUGUGCAAACAAUAAAUCAAGUGUGCCAGAACUUUUACCUGAAAAAAGUUAUUCUAAUUCUGACCAGAGUUCAUAUGAGGGAAUUCCUUCUGGCAUUGACAAAACUUCAUGUUUUUCACUAAACAAGUUUGCAACUACUGUAACUUGCUUUCUUGAUGAUGGAAAGAAUGAAAUCACUGAUUGUUCUUUAAAAGUGCCUGAAAAAAGCCAACUACAUAUCAGCAAUGAAAAUUCUAAUACAACUAAAGACUGACAGAUCAGCAACCAAAAUGUGAUAGUGACUGAAGAGAGCAAUAUAUUUCUUUUGUACAAAUACUUACUGUCCUUUAUUUUUUUGCUUUCUGUAGCAAUUUUCUGUACAGAUUUUGGAAAUGGUUAUUUAUUUUUUAAGGUAAAAAGGGUUUAAUAUCAGUUGAUAUAGUGAUUGUUUGAUAGAAAUUGUACUCUAUUAUCUUUAAAUGUAUGCUUUGCAUAAAAUUAUUUUCUACACUAUUAUAUAUAUUUCAUUUGGAACUGAUGGAUGUAAUGUGUUUCAUUUUAU